AUGAGUUCCGAAAAAGAUCCCCUUGUUGGCGAAAGAUCUGGAAUUGUUCGGGAAGUAGGAAAUCAUGCCAUAUGGAGUUUAUCUUCUUGUAAACCAGGCUUUGGUAUUGAUCAGCUCCGAGACGAUUGCAUGGACACCUAUUGGCAAUCAGAUGGACAGUUGCCUCACCUUGUAAACAUUCAAUUUCAACGCAAAACUAUGGUCUCACAUAUAUAUAUUUACACGGACUACAAGUUGGAUGAAAGUUAUACGCCGAGCAGAAUCUCUAUUAGGGCGGGAACACACUUUAAUGAUUUACAAGAAAUUGAAGUUAUAGAGCUCAUUGAACCUAGCGGUUGGGAAAUGAUACCAAUAAAGGAUAUCCAUGAACGACCAAUCAGAACAUAUAUGAUUCAAAUAGCAGUACUGAGCAAUCAUCAAAAUGGGAGAGAUACUCAUAUGAGGCAGAUAAAAAUACAUUCUCCUUGUGAGCCGACGUCAUUUGAUAUGAAUAAGUUCCGAACAUUCUCCACUGUACAAUUUCAACAAUAUGCAACAAUACGAUAA
Messenger RNA from Danaus chrysippus (African queen), 546 nucleotides. Lineage: Eukaryota; Metazoa; Arthropoda; Insecta; Lepidoptera; Nymphalidae. The record is from the annotation of a GenBank genome assembly.